CGCCUAGGCUCGGCUUGGCCCAGCCCUGCCCUUCCCGGCGCCGCCCGGCUGAGCCCCGGGACGCUGUCCGCGGUGCGGGUGUUAGACUGAAAAGAAAUGAAUGUCAGAGAGGAUUUAUUUAGUCAUUUAACAGCUGACACAAGCCAUGUCCCUAACAAAACAGUGAUGAAAGAGUAGAAGAUUUCUGGGAUACAGCAGCUCCAGUACCGUGAAGCCGCUUCCGCGGGUCAGGGACAUCUGCUGAAGGAUGCGGUAGCCCAGGAGUCAGGGCUUGCAGAGACAAGGUUGAUGGCUUGCAUGGAGCUUCUUUACUUGGCAGAGGAGAGCAGGCAGGCAUCCCUGGGCACCGCUACGGACUGGAGGCUGCCUUCCCCUCCCUGCGAGCAGCAGCAGCAGCAUGAGGGGGGUGAAGUGGACCCCAGAACAGCCGCUGCAGUGGCAGCCCUGCACUGUGAAAGGCAUUGCAAGCCCCUUCAGAGGGGCCCUGUGGCUGAGCCCCCCUUGGCACCCCAGCCGUCUCCCCCAGGGACCUCACCCUGGGAGCACCCAGCACCCUCCGGCACGUCCCAGCCCUGCCACCCGCCUGAGCACCUGACCAGGAAUGAGGAUGGAGGGAAGAAGAAAGCCUGCUGCUGUGCCCAGGAACUCGAAACGUCAUUCACCUAUGUGGAUGAAAACAUAAACCUGGAGCAUGCAAGUGCCCUCAGUCCUCCAGGCAGCCACUGCCAGGAUGCCCCUCUGCAGCAGCAUUCCUGCAGGGAGCUGCCACCCGAGUGGGUGCAUGAUUCUCCUUCCCUGGUCUCUGAGGAGGAAGACGCUGCCUCAGAGGUGGCAGCCGGGAAGUCUGUGGACUAUGGGUUCAUCAGUGCCAUUUUGUUCCUGGUUAGUGGCAUUUUGCUGGUGAUCAUUUCCUAUGUGGUACCCAGAGACGUGACUGUGGAUCCCAACACAGUGGCUGCCCGGGAGAUGGAGAGGCUGGAGAAUGAGAGUGCUAGGAUUGGGGCUCACUUGGACCGCUGUGUUAUCGCUGGGCUGUGUCUUUUAACUCUGGGGGGUGUGGUGCUGUCCAGCCUGCUGAUGGUGUCCAUGUGGAAAGGGGAGAUGUACCGGAGGAGCAGGUUUGCAUCCUCCAAGGAGUCUGCAAAGCUCUAUGGGUCUUUCAAUUUCAGAAUGAAGUCUGGUGCAAAUGAUAACAUGCUCGAGCUGUCGUUAGUUGAGGAAGAUGUGCUUGCCAUAGAUAAUUAGCAUGGUCAUGAUUUUUAAGGCAGCAUUUCUACAGGAAAAUAUGUUUCAUUAAAGAAAACAGAUGUGGCUAAAGAUAGCUGGUGAUGCAGUUUAUUUGUCUGACAAAAAUCUUUUUUUUAAGCUCUAUAAUGAAUGUUUGAAGCAUAUGAGCCCUUGUAAAGGGAAAACGUGCCAGAGAAAUUGCAACUGAUAUAAAAUAAUGAAAACCACUGAAUAAAAAGAGAUUUGUGAUAAGUAGGUUCCUCAGAUACUCGUUAAUCCUAAUAUGAAACAUUCCAUUGGUGUGUUGUCUAUAUCAUUUUCUUAUUACUCCAGUAUAGAACAAGAAUGACCUUGACACUUUGGAGGCUGUUAAUUAUUUCAGCCUGCAGGACUGUGAAUAGUCUACGUGGUAGACUGUUAAGAAGCAAGACCCAUAUUCAAACAGCAGGGCUAAUAUUUAAUUGAGGAAUGCUUUUUUAUCCUUUAAUUUUAAGCUGAUCCCUUCUGUUGCGUGAGACCUAAGGGAAGAAAGAGCACCACUUGGUCAUGACUUACUACAAACCUCCCAUAUUUUCAAACAAUGGUACAAUUAGGGAUGAUUAUUUAGAAUAUAAAAUAAGAGGCAAAGGGCAGGGAACCAUAUGGAUCAUGGUAGUGGUAAGAGACAAAAGGCUCUUUCAGCUGAGGUCAGUGGCUCCAUUUCAGUUCAGAUUAGGAAUGAUUGAUAGUCAUUAACUUCUGAUAACUAUAGUGACCCAUAUAAAAGAAGUUUAGUUCCUAGUGGACAGAUGUCUUUGUAUGAAAACUGCCAUAACUUGAAUUAACUGACCUCUUGUUUGGAGUCUCAAAAGGCCCAAAGUGAAAAAACACGGGGAUGCUGAGACUGAACACGUCUCCUUCAGCAUGGAUGCCAGAAGAAAUUCAAGCUCAGCUGCAGGGCUGUGCUUAUAUGGGGACUGUCUACAUCUUACUAGUCCUUUUGAAACUUCAGUUUUGUAUCACCAGGCUGUCAGCCUUCUCAUAACCAGCAAGGAAAGGUCAGGAAGGAGCUUUCUGGGGCUCUGUCAAUAAAAACCACUUCAUUUGUAAAAAAAAAAAAUCAGUUGUUGGGAAAUACAAAGGUCAAACAUCAGGCAGUUUACUGGCUGAUGUGGGACUCACUUAACAUAGGGGUGAUCGAGAGUAUGUGUUGUUAUUUAAUCACAGUUCUGUGGCACAGUAGCCAAAAACCUGUACUACUGAUGCUAUUCACUUUGUUAUCAAUCAGUUUCUGUGGAACAUUAAGGGUGUGUUCUUGCAGUGCUGAGAAAACCAACGAAGAUUGAUGUAUAUAUCACUGUCAGUUCCUACUGAACAGUGGUUAGUAUACCUGUAUGUCCUGUUAAUAUAUAUGUAUGUGUCCCUGCCAAAUCCAAACAUGAGUGAAGAGCUCUGUCUGUACAAUCCCUGACUGCAGAGUCUUAGUAGAAACCUGUGAUUCACUGUCACAGCCUCGUCAGUUGUGGGCUAAGUCUCAAAUAUCAGGAAUAUUGAGUAUUUUUAACAUGAUACUGGGGUUGUUUUUUUCCACACUGUGACAUACCUGAGAAGAGUUCUCUUGGGGAAGGAGAUCUCCUUUGUGUCCCCCUUUUCCCAGGAAUAUGUGGCAGCAUGAGUUGUCAGCAUAACAAGUGUCAGUUGGAAAUGUGGGGUCUUCAUGCAGAGAGACUGAAGGCUGUUUUGCCUCCUCAUUCCCUCUUCCCUGGGUGUUUGUGUCAGGAGGCAUGUGCAGCACCGGAGUCUGGCACUCACUCAGUUCAGUCCCUCCUGCUUGCCAGCCAUGGGUGAUGGCACGGGUGCCUUCGACCAAGGGUCCAAGGAGCAGUCCUGCUCCAGGCUUGUGCCUUUGGUCACUGUAAAUAGCAUAGUGUGGUACCCAGGCUUUAGUGUUGGCCCUGCAAAAGAGAUGCUGCUUCAGAUGUUAGCUGGUCUAACUGCUGCUUUAGUUCAGUGUUAUUUGGUAGUUAAAUGAGCAGUCUUAUUAGGUGGUGCUGCUGUCUCAUAGAUGAUUUUGCCAUGUGGAGUGUGUUUGCAGGCAAGAACUCAACAGUGGCCAGCACCUCCAUUGUCAUCUUCGGAGAGCUUAUGUCCCUGUGGAUGUGUCAUCAGGAAUUCAGGAUUGAAUUUCUAGGGUAAAUAAAUGGAAUAGCUUCCAAAUGUAAGGAGAAGCCUUCAGCCUGUUGUGAUAGGUGAGAGUGGGGAAGGAAGUAACCUGAGAAGCAGGAGGAGGAAGGCUCCUUAUUAGCUGGCGUUUGCCAGCUGGUGGGUACGUGGACAUUGCCUGUGGGGCCUGACACACUGCUCAAGAUGGGGUAGGGAGGACAGCACUGCCUCUUGUCCUGGCCCAAGGAUGGCAAGCAGCUGAAUGUGGCCUCCAGAGGCCCAAGGAAAGCCUUGCCAAGUAAGAGGGCAAAUGGUGCUGAGCUGGUGGCAGCAAGAUGAUGUGGGACAGGGGACAGUGCUGUGGGGGAUGAAAACCCUUUCACCAGCCUGGGUCCCUAAUGGGAAUUGCUGUUCUCACCUUCCUGACAGUAGCUCUAAAUUGAGGCUGGUGGUUUUAAGAGCCAUUAUUUUUAUUUUGUAAUGGUACACGUUCAUAAAAUUGGAGUGCAUUCUAUUAUUGCAGAAAGAUGACAGCUAACACUGUAAGGAUCACAGGUUUCUUGUAGGAACCAUGGCAUGCCUUAAUGCUGAUUAUUAGCACUAGAAAAGGGAACGCUCCCCUGACUGUCAGUAUAUUAUUAUCAAGUGAGAAGUUUUCUGACACUUUGUAAAAUGCCUGUCACAGAUCAUGAGCCUGCAAUAGUUAAAUGAACCCUCAAGUUUUCCCCAAGCAUUCUGAGGUAAUGUAAGUCAACCUAAUAAUCUAAAUAGACACUGCAGGAGUGUGAGGAGUAAGCAAAUUUCAGUAACAGGACUAACAGUUUAUUUUGGUGUUUGUGUGUGCUGUGGAAGAGAUGAAGGAAGGCAAAGUGCAGGAGUUUAGCAGAUAAAACUCUCAGGACAUUUCUCUGAUCACCCAGCAAGAUACCUGUACACAUUACAGGACUGUGUGGCUUGGUGGUACGAUAUAAAACCUCUGGACUCUCAGGUUCUCGUGCUGUGUGAUGCAACAGAGACCACAACACUUGCUAUCUGGUGGCUGAUGGUAGAAAAUGAAUGUAUUUGCCCAGUGGACGAGCCUUUGCAUCGUUCACCUCACACGAGAUGGUACCAAAGGCUGAGGCCAAGGGAGAUUAAUUGCCCUCUCAUACGCCAUUGCAGUUUGAUUUCCCCUGCUCAAAAUUUAAAUGCUUUAAGAGUACAAGCAUGAUUAAAAUCAGGUUGGGUGUUUUUCCUUGCUUGGGUUAAAGUUGUCAUGUGGAUCACUGGAGAGCUUUCUUCUGUGGGGAUCUAACUCUUGGGGCAUAGCAGGUGGGUUUUAGGUGAGCCCUGGAGUACCCCAGAGCAUACCAGGAUUUGUGCCCUCAGUCAGUUUAUUUCUGUCAGUGAAGCGUGACAGUUUCCUGUGUUCUACCUCAUGACAUAUCUGUGUGCCAGGGCCUGCCUGCCGAAGGGGACCCAGGGGUCUGCAUUAGGGCUGGAGAUGCCAUGUGCUGUGAUGAUGCUCCCCUGUGGCGAGGUGCUGGUAGCCUGCGGCUGGCUCCCCUCUCCUCAAACAGCUCCCAGUGACCCAUUUGCUCAGUUUCUGUCCCUUUAGCUGUCUGAGGCCAAGGCUGCCAUUUGGGAACUGCCUGGCACCAGCUGGGGACUCGCACCCAAAAAGAGUGACUCCACAGAGUCCCAGCUCCACCAGGCUCCCUGGCCUGCCAGUCUUGCCUUCUUGCUGCCAGACCCAUACCAGCCCCACAGCAAGAAUGCCUGAGACUCUCUCCUAGGAAGCCACGCUGGGUUGUUGCUGGGUUUUAUAUGUUUACAGUUUUUUAAUCUUUGUAAUUCUUUUAAAAAUCUGUCUGUAAUGAAUAUAAAGUUUACCGACUGGGAAAGCGACUGGUUUAAUGUUGUAAAACUCCUUUUUGACCCACAACAGGGCAAAACGUCACAGUCCAUCAUGAGCUUUUCAAUAGUGUGUUUCAUGCCUUAUUAUGAUAGCAACAGCGUUCUGUACAGAUAGACAAAUAAAAGUCUGUAAAGCUGAGUGCUGCUGCCAUGCUCCUCUUUGCUCCUUGCUGAACAUCCAGUUGCAGUGGUUGGCUCUUCAUCCCCAUGCCAUGGGUGCCUUGUCCUCAGCUUCUGGGAACUGUGGCAUGGCAGGGCCCGAUCUGGCUGCUCCAGCACACCGUGCUUGUCCUCAGCUCACCCAGUGGCUGUGUCCCUGACAGCUGGUCCAUCCAGUUGGAAAGCACCAGACAACGCAGGCUUCCAGACUGCUGCACCAGUGUCCCACCUAAUUCCGGGUAACAAAAAGGCAAAGAGGAAAGAAGGAAGAUGGGCCCAGCCAGGGCUGUGUGAGCAGGAAGCUGGGGAGGUGCUGUGGUGGGAGGUGGGUGUCGAGCCCCUGCCCACCAUAACCCUGUGCAUCACCACUUGCCACAUCCUCACCCCAUGGCUUGGCCAUGGCCAAGGUGGGACAGCAGAUGGUAUCAGGCCCAGCACCGGCCGUGGUUACAAUGGUGGGUGUGAGGUCCCCAGAACGCGCUGGUGGUGGUGGGUGAUGUGGGCAGAGGCAGGAGCAGUGCUCCCAGACGGCUGCAGGCUGGGCAUGGCUGCCUCAGUGAUGGCUUCACCUCUGCUUCUAUAAGGGAUGCCAGUCACCUUUGACAGACUCUACUGCCUCCCAAAUGCAACAGUAAGGUAUGCCAUGAGGAAUGGUAACCAUGGCUGGAAGAGCUCUUGAGAGGUCCUUUUCCAGUCUUCUGGAGCUUCAUUCACUCUCCAUCAUACCUCAAGUAUAAUUGCUCAUGGCUGUGAAAUUACUUCACUUGGUUCCCUGAGCACUCUGGGGUGAAUUUUAUGAGGCUUACCUGAUUUGAAGAUAUGUAAUGUAUCUGUGUAGCCUCUUUUUCUGCUCUUUACGCAGUCUAAGUUCUUAAUAAGUUUUAAAGUCUGUGGAUUGUCUCAAUCGGUUUAUAUUUUUUUUUUUAGUGAGUUAAAGAAAAAAUAGUAGUCUGAAGCACUUCAGCCUUCUCAGUGUCAUUUUCAGUUGUGCUUCUCUGUCCCUCCCACAAAGCAGAAAACACAUUCUUUGUCUUUUUUUCUUUCUAGUAUGAAUAUAGAGUAGUUCCUCAGGACCUUUUUUCUUUUCUAGCAGGAUCUCAUUUGCUGUCCUUG
Pezoporus flaviventris is the source of this 6537-nucleotide messenger RNA. It is a transcript of the gene TMEM74, whose product is annotated as transmembrane protein 74. NCBI's taxonomy places the organism in Eukaryota, Metazoa, Chordata, Aves, Psittaciformes, Psittacidae. The transcript has 3 exons. The coding region runs from base 289 to 1245 and encodes 318 amino acids. The record is from RefSeq and is a predicted model, not a curated record.